Epinephelus moara (kelp grouper) is the source of this 2878-nucleotide messenger RNA. Its product is annotated as tumor necrosis factor receptor superfamily member 14-like. The transcript is spliced from 6 exons. Gene Ontology annotation, biological process: negative regulation of alpha-beta T cell proliferation; defense response to Gram-positive bacterium; defense response to Gram-negative bacterium. Gene Ontology annotation, cellular component: external side of plasma membrane. Bases 793 to 1422 code for a protein of 209 amino acids. The record is from RefSeq and is a predicted model, not a curated record. NCBI's taxonomy places the organism in Eukaryota, Metazoa, Chordata, Actinopteri, Perciformes, Serranidae. Gene Ontology annotation, molecular function: protein binding.
UCUUUGUCUAAUAUAAAUCACUGAAAGAAGGUUCAUUUGUAGUUCUAAACAUAUUCAGGGUGUUUUUUUACUCAGUUUUUGUCUCUACCACGACGUUAUUCCUCUCUCCUACAGCAGGCAUUACAAUUACAUGCAUAUGGACAAUUAUGCAGAUUAGGCGAUGACGCCAUUUAGCGACUUCUAGCGACUUUUAGGACAGCCAAUAGCUACUUUUCUUACUGAGGAGUUGGCAACAGUGGAUUGGUGCCGCCCCUCGAGUUGGGCCAUUUGCAUUACUCAUGGCCAGACCCUAAAUAUGUCUAGAUUUGGGUCUGGAUUUCCAGGCUAGUUAUUGACUGCUACUCACCAAAAGUCAGAGCUCUGUUGAUUACGUCUGUCAGUAUCAUGUAAUCAAGAUGCCCGCUACAGUAGUCUAUGUGAAUCACGUGACCAUUCAGUUGGAACUUUUGUUGUCGCAACUCUGUUAUCCAAACGGGCCUGGCUUGAUCCGUUAUUAUUAAAUUCUAUUAUAGAUCUUGUGCGCCAGUGUUUCGUAGAGGUAUAAGGACUUUAUUGUACAGCUUCGAAAAUUGUGGGCCGUAAGGGGAACUGCCCUCCUGGUCGAACAUUAUGGGCGUGUCUGCACACACAGUUUGGUGUGCAAACGGAAGCCUUUUAGGGGAACUCCAGAGCUACACUUUAGCUAACGUUAAGUUAAUGCUACAACGGUGGUAUUAGGAUUCCUCCAUAAAUGGCAAUGUUAUCAAAUCGCAAUGAAACUAACGUUAUGAAACGUUAGUAACAUGCGUUAUAAUGCUUUCGAUAUUGGCUGUCUUCGGGUGUUUGGCUGUCUUCAUGGCACCAGGGCUGUGCUGUCGUGAAAAUGAAUAUAAAACAAGUGAUGGACGAUGUUGUCCUAUGUGUCACGAAGGUGCAGUUGUUAAAAGAGACUGCACAACAGAGUCAGGCACACGGUGUGUCCCCUGUGUGAAUGGGACUUAUAUGAACCAACCUAAUGCCCUGAAAAAGUGUUUCCCCUGCACCUCCUGUGACCAGGGUCUCUUUGCCAAACAGCAGUGCACAGCAACAAGUGACAGUGUGUGUGGUGUUUUAGAGGGCUACUUCUGCAAAGAAUUGAGGGAUGAUACAGGCUGUAGUUUGGCUCAAAAACAUACACCCUGUGAAUCCGGUCACAGGAUAAAAACACCUGGAACCAGCAGAACUGAUACAGUGUGUGAACCUUGUCAGCCAGGCUAUUUUUCACAGUAUGGUUUGAACUGCGCGGCUUGGACUAUUUGCUCAGAAACCCAAAAAAAGAUCAGAGAAGGAGACGCGCACAGUGAUGUUGUCUGUAAAGCAACUGCUUCAAGAGUGCAUUACUUCUUACCCAUACCUUUAUUAUUAUCAUCAUUAACAAUUGUUGGGCUUUUGAUUGGGGGUUAGUUUUGCAUGUUUUGCAUCCCUGAUUUGACUGCCUAAUAUAUAACAUCAUUUCCUCCCAUUUUUUCCUCAUUGUCUCCAGUGGAUGGUUGCUAAUUGUUUUAGCUAAUACAUUUCUUGCUUUUGGACUUUAAGUGACCUAAGAUUGGGAAAAAAAUCAGGUACAUUGCGACUUACACUUGCCUGGGACCACUGCCUCGAGAGACACUUCCAGGAACUGUUUGCCCUGGACAGCUCCCACGAUCACAGGAUCAUUUUUGGAUUCUACAUUCCAACGCUCACCUGUGGUCAUGAGCUUGGUAUGGCUCAGCCUUAGAUAGGUUGAGGAGCUCAGACAUCUUGUUGGAGCUCAGCAUAGAGUCGCCGCUCCUUUGCAUCAAAAGGGGCCGGUUUAGGUGGUUCGCGCAUCUGAUCAGGAUCCUCCUGGGCCCCUCCCGUUAGACUGAUCCAAGGCCUGGGGUAUACCCAGAGCAUGCUGGAGGAAUUACAUAUUUCAUCUGGGCUGGGAAUGCCUUGGGAUCCCCAAGGAGGAGGCUGAAGAGCAUUGCUGGGGAGAGGGACGUAUAGAGCACCUGCUCAGCCUAUUUCCCCUGUGACUGUUGUGGUGAAAAAAUAGACUGCGGUGUUGAUCAAUAUUUUGUAAAAAAUUCUUCCAGUAAAACCAAUGAAAGUCCAGAGAAUUCUGAAGAAAAAACAGGAGGCUAAUCAGAAGUCCAAUGCAAGAAGGUUUAUUCUAUGUUCAGAGCUGACAUCCAAAUAAACCCAUUUGAGUUGGUGGUCCGGACCAAGAACUGAACCCACAAGCCUCGGGCACUGACCUUUAUACCCAGUCUCUCUCUCUUUCUCGUGCUCACUUUCUUAAGAUUUUAACCAAUCAUAUGUGUAGAAUUACUAUUAUUUUUUCUAAUACAUAUACGUCACAACAUCACUUUUUUGUCACUUGACCCCUGAAAGCCCCCUCGAACCGGUUAAAACAGGUUGGGUUGUUUACAUCUUUUCCCCAAAAGUGCCAUCCUCAGCAGCUUUUGUUUGACUAUGAUCUUACACUCAGCUUCACCACACCUCAGAUUCCCAUCGUAACAAUAAUCCCUGUGCAUCCAUGAAGAAAACAUGAGUGGCUUGUUCUUUAACCUCAUUACCAUGACUAUAUUAUGGUUCCGUUCAAUUGUAAAACCUUUUGAUGUUUUAUAUUUGCAUUUAUAUUGCAUUCUUCCCACUCUGUAUUGCAUCACGGCCGAGCUGCAAUAUUUUAAAUAAUUCUAAAAAGCAUGCUAAUUAAGUCAAAUUAAGUGCCAGGUAAUCAUUACAUCAUUACAUAGAUUCAACUUUGAAUUUUUGAUUUCUAACAUGGGGAGGACAGUUCUGGAAAAAAAUGUUCCAUCAUUUAUUGUAAAUAAACAUUUUAUAUUUGUAAUAAAGCCUUAUUAACUUCCUUUGCAGUAACCAAAAAACAGCCUGU